GCCUAGUCUGGUAGAAAGUGUCUAAAACAUAGAGCUUUAUAUAGCAACUCAACGAGUCAUACAUACACCUCACCCUUCACCUGUGUCUAAAUUCCUCUAAAUCUUUGCUCAAUCAAUUCUUCAACCCUGUCUCUAUUUCCAUCUCCUGCAAACACAACUAUGGCCAGUGAAACAGUUUUGGUUGAUGAGAUCACUUACCCUUCCAAGAUCACCACCACCAAGCCCCUUUCUCUACUGGGUUAUGGCCUUAAUGACAUGGUGAUCCACUUUCUCCAAGUGAAAUUCUACACAAUUGGGGUUUAUUUGGACCCUGAAGUAGUAGGGCACUUGCAGCAGUGGAAAGGUACACCUGCAAAGGAGCUGGAAGAGAAAGAUGACUUCUUUGAUGCUCUCAUUUCUGCUCCGGUGGAGAAGGCUAUUAGACUUGUGGUGAUGAAAGAGAUCAAGGGCGCACAGUAUGGAGUUCAGAUUGAGACUGCUGUGAGGGACCGGUUGGUAAAUGAUGACAAAUAUGAGGAUGAAGAAGAAGCUGCUUUGGAACAAGUUGUUGAGUUUUUCCAGUCUAAGUACUUCAAGAAAAAUUCAGUAAUCACAUUUCAUUUCCCAGCAAAUUCUCCAACUGCUGAGAUUGUUGUGUCUUUGGAGGGAAAAGAAGACACCAAGUUUGUAGUAGAGAAUGCCAAUGUGGUAGAGACCAUCAAGAAAUGGUACCUUGGUGGAUCAGGGGCGAUUUCUCCAUCAACUAUUUCAUCUUUGGCUAGCAAUCUGUCAGAGGAGUUGUCCAAGUGAAGAGAACCUCAUGCUGUAUAAUCUUUGAGGGAUCUGUGUUGUGUUUGUAAUAUUUUCGGAUUUCGGCUUUUUAACUUUUCAGAAUAAUGUUGUUGUUUACAUGUCAAAUUCUUGAGUGCUAAUGGUUAUUCUUCAAAUAA
This is a messenger RNA of Lotus japonicus, 929 nucleotides long. Its product is annotated as chalcone isomerase-like protein 2. Gene Ontology annotation, molecular function: intramolecular lyase activity. The record is from RefSeq and is a predicted model, not a curated record. The coding region runs from base 160 to 789 and encodes 209 amino acids. Lineage: Eukaryota; Viridiplantae; Streptophyta; Magnoliopsida; Fabales; Fabaceae. The transcript has 5 exons.